AUGACGUUGCAGAUGGAUGACAACAAGCGGUUCACACCCAGUGAUUGGCUGCUGAUCCAGAAGACCGAGUUUGACAAGGAGUCGAACAUCCGAAUGUCCAUGAGCUAUGGAAAUUUAGGUGAGCACAUGAAGAAGCAGUCGGCGAAGGUGGAACCGGCACUCUUGCCAUCAGGGAUCCGACGUUUGCCAGAGAAUGGCGAACUACCCGGCAUCAGUAAGGGUUGGUGCAGCCGUGUCUACCAGAAUUUGGACCGCAAACGUCCCGAAGUGCACCCGACCGAUGUGGACUCAUCCGCACCUCGCGUGCCGAAUGGCGAGACAGCUCCAAGGCCGGCAGUGGAGCUGGACGUUCAAAAGAGCACUGGCCCACGUAUGCCAGAGCUGCCGAGCUCUUUCAAUGCUCCAAGGGCUGACGGCCGAACGCCACUGCUGGCACGCACGGUGGUGAAUGCUCCUGCAAGGCUCGACUGCUCCCGCAUCCGCGAGGCAGCGCGCAUGCCAAAGUCUGCAUCCUCUGCUACACUACGAAGGCUCGACGAGAAGGAGUUUGAUGGCUGCCGCCGCACCUGCUGCAGCUCCAGCAUCAUCUUCGGCAAGUGA
Molecule: messenger RNA, 600 nt
Organism: Symbiodinium sp. CCMP2592
Lineage: Eukaryota; Dinophyceae; Suessiales; Symbiodiniaceae
Source: the annotation of a GenBank genome assembly